Molecule: messenger RNA, 1156 nt
Organism: Paramecium sonneborni
Lineage: Eukaryota; Ciliophora; Oligohymenophorea; Peniculida; Parameciidae
Source: the annotation of a GenBank genome assembly
AUGAAUAAGGUCAGAAGAUAUUGGAAUCCAAUAACAAAAAUUGAUUAAACUAUCAAGUUUAAUUUUAAUGACUUUGUUACUAUUAUAUUACACAACAUAUUUAACAAUAUGAAUUUCAAAUGCAAUUAAUUAAAAUCUGUCAAAGAUUAUAAAGUAUCUUGGUCAACUUAUGAAUCAGAAUACCUGUAUACAUAGGUGAAGAUCCAUAAAAAAACCCAGAAAAUGUAUUUUUUAAUUAUACCUAUUUGUGUAAUGGAAUUGGAUUAUCAACAUUUGCAAGAACUUUUAAUCAUUCUAUUAAUAAACUCAAAUUGUUAGUGAUCUUGAAGAUGCUAAAAUUAGAGACAAUUAUGUUAUUAUAAUUGAACAUAAUCAUAACCAGAAGAAGUAAUAUAUUCUAUCAAAAUGUAUGUAAAAAAUUUUAAAAUGAAUUAAAAAUACCAUUUUCAUAUGAAUUGCUUAUUACUGCCAUGAAGAGAACAUGUAGUUCAGUUGGAAGAAUUCAAUCCUUUGUUAAAAAAAUUAAAACCUUUGAAAACUUUUAUAAGUAAAUGGAUUCAUGGAUGAUGAUAUAUUAAUCGAUCAUGAAUAUAUAGAAGAUGAUUUAUUGGAUCUAUUUUCUAAUGAUUCAAAAAGUACCUAAUUAUAUGAGUUAAUUAUAGUUUAGAAUGCUGGUAAUUCACAGUUUAAAAAUGAUGAGAAUUUCUCUAAAAUUUUUAACAUCUUCUUGAAAUAAACUUUUGAAAAUGGGGAAUAGCAUUUCAUUCCAGAAAAAGAUCUUAAAUUAGAAUUGUUAACUAUUAGUCAAAAUGAUCAAAAUGUUAGAUAAUCACCUUAUUUCAAAGAUUUUGUAUAAGAUAAAGAAACAGAAAUAUUUGUUAAAACUUUAUUAGUUAGUUUUGAUGGAUUGAUUGCAACUUUAGCUCAUCAAUCAUCAUUACAAUGUUAAAGUCCUUAUCCCCAUAUUCAAUUUUAUAACAAAAAUCUAAAAGUAAGAGACAGUGUAUCUGUAAUAUUUUAAACCAUAUUAUAAAAUAAAGUCUUAAAAUAGGCAUUCAAAGAUGGUUACUAAAGUAACAAAUUAACCAAUUUUUGCUCUGAAGACAUUAAAUACAGACUUACAAAAUUUAUGUUAUUUCAUUGUAAGAUGGCAUGA